Baudoinia panamericana UAMH 10762 is the source of this 198-nucleotide messenger RNA. RefSeq lists its product as uncharacterized. The transcript has a single exon. The annotation marks the transcript as partial. The record is from RefSeq and is a predicted model, not a curated record. Gene Ontology annotation, molecular function: DNA-binding transcription factor activity; DNA binding. Lineage: Eukaryota; Fungi; Ascomycota; Dothideomycetes; Mycosphaerellales; Teratosphaeriaceae. Gene Ontology annotation, biological process: regulation of transcription by RNA polymerase II.
GAAGGCAAACGCGAGCAGUAUCGCGAGAAGAACCGCCUAGCCGCGGCCAAGUGUCGAGCCAAGAAGAAGGAAAACGUCGAUGUCCUGGAGAAGCAGCAUCGUGAGCUCAACGCGCAGAAUACUGCCUUGAGAUUCCAAGAAAGACAGCUGCGUGACGAGCUAUCACACUUGCGCACCAUGGCAUUGCACCACACACCA